UCUCAAUCUCUCAUAGUCUCUUCAACUUCCGAAUUCGUCACUUCUUCUCCCACGCCAUUAAAAUAAACCCAGUAGAAACAGUAUAACCCACUGAAACAAUGGACAAUCCAAACUAUUUCAGCCUUUCCAUGAUUCAAAUUAGAAGGAACUUCUUGGGUUUUUGCUAAAUAUUGAUCAGCUUAAAGAAAUGUCGACUCAAACUAAGAUCAAGGUUAAAGAUGAUGGUAUUGGAGCGUCCAAGAGGAGAAGCAUUGCGGAAGCUGAUCACUGGGCGUUUCUGGAAGAGUUUGAGGCACCAAUGUGGGCUGAUCUUUCGUUGGAAUCAACACUGUCGACUGAAGACAAUAAUGAUGCAUGGUUUCACACAAGCCAUCCGUUCCAUUAUCAUUCUGCACGGCGUUUAAGAUCUGCAUUUGCACAUCCGGAUGUGGGGAAUGACAUUUUCAACUUUAACCUGCAAGGACCAUGUUCUCCACAUCUUCCGUUUUCUGUUUCAAAAUCAAGAGGCAACAACUAUAGAAUUAGAGACAGGACAAGCAACUGUCGUCAAAUUUGUUUAAGUAAAGGACAUCCCAUUAAUGAUUUGGGUGGUAGGUUUUCAUCAAUUAAUUCAGUUUCAAGUCAGGAAGCUAAAUCUAAAGUGAACCAUGGGAAUCAAAGUAAAGCUUCUAAUUCAAUCACCAGUGAGGUGGAUGAUUCAGUAAGAAGUGUGUCUCUAAAGUUUGAGUCAGCAAGCACAAGCGGGGUUUCAACAAGCACCACAAGAACUGUAAGUUGGCACCAAGAUUUAAAGGAUUCUGAGGAGCUGAACGAUGCAUUUAAUCGCACUGGUGAUCCAGAUUCACAGUUUGCACGACCAAGUAGGGUCUCAAAAAGCACCUUGAAAACUCUAGGUUGGCAACAAAAUUCAAAGGUUUCGGGGGAGUCAAAAGAUUCAUUUGCUCUCACAGGUGGUCUUCUAAAUUCUUUGAGAACCAAUCUCAGGAAAAGUCAUGCCACUAGACCAGCACUGCGGCUUGAGGUCAGUGACAAUACAGAAGCAAACAAUCACAAAAUUUCGUCAGGCAAGUUGAGUGUGAGCUCAUCUUGUACUGGACCUGUUACUAAAGGCGAGGGAUCUGCAGCUGUGUCAAUAGGUCAUUCCUGCAAAAAAAAAUCAGAAGCUCGUAAAUCUUGCAAUUUCAAGUCCAAUUUGAACUUUUCUAGUACUGGAUAUGAUACAAAAGGCCGUAAAUCUUCUGCUGGCAAGUCCCAUGUAGGCUCUUCUACUGGAUAUGAUCGAAAAGGCAAAAAAUCUGCAGCUGUACCAAAAUCAGAUCACUGCCAGCAAGUGAAAGUAAAGUUGAAUGUUCAUAUAGGGUCGAAAGAUCACAAGUCUUCAUUUGGGAGGCCUAACCAAGGAUUCUCGUAUGCAAAGCUUGAUGUUAAUGAAAUGGCAGCUGGUGUCAAACUGGCUAAAGAUAAAGUUUCCAAUUUGAGAGAUCUAAGGCAAAACCUUGCUCAAGGAAAAGGGAAAGCUAAAAAAGUGAGGGUGCCAUCUGUUCGUGCUGACAAUUCCUACAGCUCUAAGAAAAAUGGUAGAGAUGUUGCUCCUGCUGCAGCAGCCAAUACCCAGAAAACUUCAAACUCAAAGGUUUUUCUUCAAACAACUCAAAAAAUUCUAUUAAGUCAGUCAGGAAUUGCUCAAGGCGUUGAGGGUAAAGUAGGAGGCAGGCAGUUUAAUAAAUUUGCAUGCAGAGGAAAAGAGAACCUGGGAGGAAGAGCAGUUUCAAGUCAUAGAUCUGGUGACAGCGUGCCAAGUUGGAGAGUAUCAGAUCACAAGGUACCCGGACUGAAGUCAAAAUACAAUGUUGGAGUAACAUCAGCUGGUUCGAAGGUGAGGAUUGAUAGGAUGAAUGAUGCCAAAAAGUCCCUAAAUGCUCGAGUCUAUCUUAGAUGAAAAAUGCUGAUACAGAUAUUGGCUUUGUAUAUAUAUGUAUAUGUACUGUUUUGCCCAAAUACUUAACAGCCAGUAUUCUACUCUUGUUUGCUACAUACCUCAAACAAGGGUCGUGAACCUUCGUACUGUAAGGUAUGGGUAAGGUGAAAUGCAUAGCGAAUUUCUAUAGGACUCUACUUUACCCCUGUUCGGCAAAAAAAAAAUUAAGAAUUCUGGAUAAAACAAGGAUCUGUUGCGAUAUCUUACAUAAACGAGUAUGUAUGUUGAAGUACUAUCUGUGCCGCAAAGGUUUGACCUCAACCCAACUGCACAAAUAUUGGUUAACCAGGAACUGCUUAAAGGCUGUUUCAUGUUUACAAGCAAA
This is a messenger RNA of Amaranthus tricolor (Joseph's coat), 2303 nucleotides long. RefSeq lists its product as uncharacterized. The record is from RefSeq and is a predicted model, not a curated record. The transcript is spliced from 6 exons. Lineage: Eukaryota; Viridiplantae; Streptophyta; Magnoliopsida; Caryophyllales; Amaranthaceae. Bases 188 to 1939 code for a protein of 583 amino acids.